GUGCGGUCUUCCCGUGCCUCCACCGCCAGUUCCGCUCUGGAGUAUUUCUGCGGCACCAUGCAGGCGGCGGGUACCGGAGCAGCUGAUACCGACGCUACUGUAAACAGUAGCAGCAGCACCCCCGACGUCGACGACGGCGACAGGGCAGCGGAGAGGAUGGAGAGGACGGUGCCAACCGAGGAGGACAGGACCAGCAGCCCGCAGCAAAUAUCUUCACCUCCGUCUGGUGUGCUCGAUAAAUUGUUUGGGAAACGCCUUCUGCAGGCCAGACACUACAUUAUGUCUCGUAAGUCCUGGCUGAAGAUGGUGCCCACCGACAACUGUGAUAUCCUGAUGACAUUCCCAGAUACGAUAGAUGAUCACACGUUGCUAUGGCUCCUGAAUCAGAUCCGUGUUGGAAUCCCACAAGUCACCAUUCAGGUUCGACAGCAUAAACACACACAGGGGCACGCCUUCUUCAUCACCACGACUUUUGAGAACUUACUGCAGGGAGCAGAACAGAUGGGCAUGCACAAAGCUGUCAAACCACAGUUUGGUGGUGGGACGCGUCGGUUUUCCUGUGAGGAGGACAACAUCUAUGAGAACAUAGAGAGCGAGCUCUGCUUUUUCACCUCACAGGAGCGUCAGAGCAUCAUCAAGUACUGGCUGGACAACUUGCGAGCCAAGCAGGGGGAGGUGCUUCACAACAUUCACUUCCUGGAGGGACAGCCAAUCAUACCAGAGCUGGUGGCCAGAGGAGUGAUCCAUCAGAUGUUUCCUCUCCAUGAGCAGAGGAUCCUCAGUCAGCUGAUGACAUCUUGGGUCCAGGCUGUCUGUGAGAGGCAGCCUCUGGAUGAUAUCUGCGACUACUUUGGAGUCAAGAUCGCCAUGUAUUUUGCCUGGCUGGGUUUCUACACCAACUCCAUGCUUUAUCCUGCUGUCAUUGGCUUUCUCCUUUGGAUACUAGCAGAGGCUGACCAGACCAGUCAGGAUAUCUGCUGUGUGGUGUUUGCCCUCUUCAAUGUUGUGUGGGCAACGCUGUUUCUGGAGCGCUGGAAAAGACGGGAGGCGGAGCUGGCCUACAAGUGGGGCACCCUGGACACCCCCGCUGAGUCUUUGGAGGAGCCCAGGCCACAGUUCAGGGGAGUGAAGCGAUGCAGUCCCAUAACGGGCUGUGAGGAGUUCUACUACCCUCCCUGGAAGAGGGCUAUGUUCAGAUGGUUGGUCAGCCUGCCCAUCUGUCUCCUCUGUCUCUGUUUUGUCUUCCUGGCUAUGCUCCUCUGUCUGGAACUGCAGGAAGUGGUGAUGGAGAUCCAGGAGCUACCUGGCAUUACAAGAUUUAUUCCUAAGAUAGUUUUGGCCAUUACUGUGACCAUAUGUGAUGAAGUGUACAAGAAGAUUGCCUACUGGCUCAAUGACAUGGAGAACUACAGACUUCAGAGUGCCUAUGAGAAUAAUCUCAUCAUCAAGAUGGUUUUUUUUGAAUUCAUCAAUUCUUACCUUAGCCUUUUCUACAUUGGAUUCUACCUCAAGGACAUGGAGCGACUAAAGGAGAUGCUAGCCACUCUACUGAUCUUCCGCCAGUUCCUGCAAAACAUCAAAGAGGUCCUCCAGCCUUAUCUGUAUGAGCAAAACAAGCUGGGUGUCUUCACCCCCAGGGUGCUGUGGGAACUGCUCCAAGCCAUCGUGCUCAAAUAUGGCCGCCUAGCUCUAGGAAAGGCUCAAGCCUCAAUGACAGCCUAUUCUCUCUUGGGGCCCAAGGGUCUCCCUGUCAGUCACCCUGCUAAUGGCAACCCAGAGCCAAAGAAGAGAGGGGAUCUGAAGGCUGGAUUUAGGCUGACCGAGGAAGAGUGGGACAUGAAUGACAGUACACUGCGGCAACGGAAAGUCAGCUUCACUGAGAAGGUCGACUACCAGGAUGUCACCACAGACACACAGGCAGUGGAUGACAGCUUCCUUGAGGACAGUCCCACGCUGGUAGAGGAGGGGAUGGACCCAUCCAGUAUUUUCGACAGCUGUGACGAUGACAGCGAUUGUGAAACACUGGCUCAAGAGACCAAGGAGAAUACCACUGUGUCCCCUCCGAAUGAAUAUGACUCUGUGUGUCAGAGAAGAAAGAGUGCAGGUGAGGGGAAAGAGGACAAGAGGUCAUGGAUGGAUCCACCAGAGGAACCCAAGACUGUCACUCUGACCCAGGCAGAGAUUGAGAGUUGCAUGCAGACAUAUGAGGACACACUUCAGGACUACCAGGAGAUGUUCAUCCAAUUUGGCUACGUGGUGCUUUUCUCCUCUGCGUUCCCUCUGGCGGCCAUGUGUGCUCUUAUCAACAAUAUCAUCGAAAUCCGCAGCGAUGCCCUGAAGCUCUGCACUGGCCUGCAGAGGCCCUUUGGACAGAGGGUAGAGAGCAUUGGACAGUGGCAGACUGCGAUGGAAGCCAUGGGCCUGAUAGCCAUCAUAGUUAACUGUUACCUGAUUGGUCAGUGUGGCCAGCUGCAGCGGCUUUUCCCCUGGUUAAGUCCUGAGAUGACUAUCAUCUCCAUCGUCUUGCUGGAGCACUUUGCAAUCCUCCUAAAGUACAUCAUCCAUGUUGCCAUUCCUGAUAUCCCUGGCUGGGUAGCAGAGGAGAUGGCCAAGCUAGAGUACCGACGAAGGGAAGCUUUCAAGAAGCACGAGAGGCAAGCACAGCAGCACUUCCAGCAGCAGCUGAGGCGCCGUCGCGAAGAGGAGGAGCUUCAGCGUCAGGCUGAGCUGCAGGCCGAAGCUCGCCAGGAGAGCGAGUACCACAAGGCGGAUACCCAGCACCAGCACCACCAUGACAAAACACCGGGUGCCAAGCCAGGGGACAAACCCAAAAGACCCAGCUCUCUGCUGGGCAACAACAAUGUGAUGAAGCUAAAGCAGAUCAUCCCCCUCCAGGGGAAAUUCUCUUCGGGCACAUCGCGCUCUCCCGCUCAGUCCCCAACAGGAGGCGAGGCGAAACUUCCUGGAUUUCUUAAUUUUAAGUUCCUGAAGUCGCCUGAAGUGAAAAAGGAGCCGGCAGUGGCGGUUGGAGCGACCCCAGGGUCAACAGUGACUUCCUCUGCUGCCCCCGGUGGCCAGGAGAGGUCACAGUCCCCCAACAGGACAUUCAGUCCUGGGAAGCUGUUCAGUUUCAGCAAGUCAGAGGGGACUGUGGUUUGUGCAAAUGGAACACAGCCAUCCAGACAGAGCGAUCCUUCCUCGCAGGCGUCCAACACCCAGCCCAACAGAGCUGACCUGAACACAACCCCCGAGGAAUUACCCUCCAGCGAGUUGGACAAGGGAGAAACAAGACAAUCACCUGAUUUAGAUAACUCUGGCUCUAAGAGUUAAUGAAUCAUCAACCAUGCCAAUGUAAUAUUACGGAGGAGUGCAAUGUACAAACGCUCAGGCAACAUUCUGAGACAGUGAUGCACCUGUACUGUAGGACAAACCAUGUUAGUCGCAAGGACCACAUGUAAGGUCAGCGAGUGCUAGACUUUCACUCUUGAUGCAAACUACUUCGCACAAAGCAUUAGGCUAUACUGUAUCUAUUAUCACUUGAUUAUAUAGCUUCCAUGUAAAAUAUGUACAGUAAGUGUAACUCCCUGAAUGAGGUCUGAGCAACCUUUACUGAAGGUUGAAGUACUGCAUGACUUAUGGCUCGCACCUGGUUUACAACAGCAUCUUGGCACGAAAAAAAAGAUGAUCAUAUGUGGAGGAUGUUUUUGUGAAACCAGGCUCUGAUCAUCAAAGAGCCCUUUUUAUCCAAGGAUCUGAAUAGCAGUUUACCCAUUCCAGGUUUGUUUCUCAUUUUGAUGCCUGUCUCGGAUGCAUGUCGAAUCAUCUGCAUGCAUUACUUGUCCAUGUCUUUUCAGUUGUCAAGCACUUUCAGAGCCAUUGUGUUCUCUUCUGCAAUAGCUCAGAUUAUAUUCACUGUGACUGUGAAAAAUUAUAUUCUAUUUUUCUUAACUUUGAUUUUCUAUGAAUUAUUUUAUUACAUAAAUUAGUGAAUGUACCUCAAUGAUGCAAAUAAAUCUCACUUGAAUAAACAUCCAUCAUUAAACAAUGUAAAUAUUGGUCCAUUUUUGUUAAUGGCAAAUCAAAAUCAAUUGAUCAUAAAAACACAUUGCUAACACACAUC
Molecule: messenger RNA, 4120 nt
Organism: Myripristis murdjan (pinecone soldierfish)
Lineage: Eukaryota; Metazoa; Chordata; Actinopteri; Holocentriformes; Holocentridae
Product: anoctamin-8-like
Exons: 18
Coding region: 58-3330 (1090 amino acids)
Biological process (GO): chloride transmembrane transport
Cellular component (GO): plasma membrane
Molecular function (GO): chloride channel activity
Source: RefSeq, a predicted model, not a curated record